Messenger RNA from Panonychus citri (citrus red mite), 1442 nucleotides. Its product is annotated as deoxyribose-phosphate aldolase-like. Gene Ontology annotation, biological process: deoxyribonucleotide catabolic process; carbohydrate catabolic process. The coding region runs from base 230 to 1207 and encodes 325 amino acids. Gene Ontology annotation, cellular component: cytoplasm. Gene Ontology annotation, molecular function: deoxyribose-phosphate aldolase activity. Lineage: Eukaryota; Metazoa; Arthropoda; Arachnida; Trombidiformes; Tetranychidae. The transcript is spliced from 3 exons. The record is from RefSeq and is a predicted model, not a curated record.
UUUCUUCAGUGAUUCUAAAUUUGAAUCUCGAUCUAAUCAGUUAAAUCUUUGAUUCCAUCAAUAUAAUCCAUGUAUCAUGGAGAUGCAAUCAUAAUUAUAUCUUGAGAUUGAACAAAUUAUCGUCACUAUCAAGGUAAUUACUUAAAUUGUGAUCCAAGUGACUGAUUCUCCCCCAAGGUCAACAUCUCAUCUCUUUUUCUGUGCCUUGGAUGACAAAGGAGCUCAACAAAUGUCUCAACAGUUUAACAAACCUCUUCAAUUUGAUGAAACAUUGUUCGACAAUGUUUCCAUCAAUAGCCAUGCAAUUCACCGAGCCUGUGAAUCUUUGGACAGAGAAACCAAAUGUUUGGAUUCAGAUGUGAAGAUUAAAGCUCUUCUCAAUACAGUUCGUGUGAUUGAUUUAACAACUCUAUCAGGAGACGACACUUAUGUCAAUGUCCAGCGUCUUUGUCACCGAGGCCUCAAUCCAUUGGUGAAACCUUUGUUGGAUCAAUUGGUUUCCUAUAACUAUUGUGAUUCUAAUUUAACUGUUGGUGCCAUUUGUGUUUACCCUUCAAGAAUCAGGGAUUGUCAUGAUGCUUUCAAAAUGAUUAAACCUCUUCGGGAACCAUUGAAAGUGGCCUCGGUUGUUACUGGAUUUCCUUCUGGUCAAUAUGGUUUAGAGUCUCGCUUGAAAGAGAUUGAGUUUGCCUGUGAUUCGGGUGCCGAUGAAAUAGACACAGUUAUUGACCGAUCGCUGGCUCUUAAUGGUGAUUGGGAUAAAGUUUACAAAGAAAUCAAAGUGAUGAGACUUAAAGGGUCAGAUGUCAGGCUAAAGGUUAUUCUUGAAGUUGGUGAACUUGGUUCUUUGUCUAAUGUUUACAAAGCAAGUUGGGCCGCGAUGAUGGCUGGAGCUGAUUUCAUCAAAACAUCAACUGGAAAGGUUUCAGUAAAUGCUACACUUCCGGUUGGCUUUGUAAUGACUCGAGCAAUUAGUGAAUUUUAUUCAACCACCGGGGUUAAAGUUGGUUUUAAACCUGCGGGUGGAUUGCGAACAGAACAAGAUUGUUACAAGUGGAUUAAAUUAAUGGAGAAUCAACUUGGCGAUGAAUGGUUAUCACCUAAUCUAUUUCGUAUUGGUGCCAGUUCACUUUUAAAUCAAGUGGAAAAAAGUUUAUUCAAAUUGAAAUUCAAUCGUGAUCCAGCUCCUUGGGAAAUUUCAGUGUAGAAAAAUGAUCCUUUUUUGAUAUAAUCAUCAUUCCGAUUCUCCAAUCAAUUGAAUUCAUUGAUCAAGAUAAAAAGUUGACUAAAUCAUUUGUCGAUUUUACCCACUUAAUUGACAGCCAAACACUAAUAACCUCAUCAAACUAAAAUCAACUUUUAAUUUUCCAAGUUGAGAUAUUUUGUAUAUUAACUGAACAAUAUGUUAACCAUGAUUAUAAAUUUUCAUUCAACUUAUGAAA